AUGGAUGAUUUUCAAGAAAACAAGGAGGGAACCUCACAAAGUGAAGUCGGAAGUGAAGCUCUAGGAUCGUCAGAAACAAGUGCCGCGUCUGUUCCAGGAAACAUCCUAGGUUCAUCUUCUCCAAUAUUAAAUAAUAAUGAACGUACUCCGUCUGCCAAUACCUCCUCAUCAGACAACGCUACUUCCUUAAUCGCAGAUGCUUCACCUGAACAUGCUCCAUCUCUUAAUUAUCCAUCCUUUAAAACUACUGAAGAAAUUGGUAGCCAAGGAAUAUAUACUUAUCACUCUCUAACUAAAAUGGAAGGGUAUAAAUACUCAUCAUUCGAGGAAUGGAGAUGGAAUUAUGUGAGUGGAAAAACCUACACACCUCCACCUCCUUCGAAUAUAUAUUGGUGGGGUUGUUUAAAAAGAAACAAAGAACCAUUAAAGGUGAUUGAAGAGCAACUCAUCAAAGAAAGAAAAGUGUUAGCUCCUUUUGUAUUGGCCAUUCCCUCUACGCUGAAAAUGUUGGAUGAAAAAAUCAUGAAUAUCAAGUCAAAAUUAAGCAAAUCGUCUUGCACUGAAACGAUCUCGAGCAAGUCUAGCUCCACAGGUUCAUCUAGAGGUACAUUCACGCCAACCUCUCAAUCUUCAGAAGAGGUACAUUCAAAAGAUGGAGUUAGUGUUGUUAAGAUUGAUAAUGACAGUAAUGCCAAGGAAAGUGUAAAUUCUGAAUCAACCUAUGAACAAAAACCCAACAAGGUAAUGCCAGACUACCUCGAAAUGAUAACUCAUUUAAACAAGAAAGUUGAAGAGUUGACUUUGCGGGUAAGGGCCUUGGAAGAGGAGAAAGCAAAAUUGUCUUUUCAAGACAACACACAAUCGAACAAAUCUUCAAAUGCCAACAUUCCAGUAUCGGUAUUAACGCCUUCAACUGUUGAGUUUGAAAUCAAUGAAAAUAUUCCUGUGGUUGACAACUUUGAGGAAUUCCCUACAUGUUUACAUGUCGAGAAACAGUGGUGUGGACAUAAACGAGUGGCUGCUGUUGAUGAAGUGAAACUAUUUGUACUAUCUGAUGAUUCCAAUCCUACUAACAGCUCGUGCCGAAAUUUGGGAAUGGGUGUUUUAAUGAUUGACGAACAGGAUGACUUGAAGAAACAGCUGGUACUGAAGGCAGAAAAUUAUUGGUUAGUUCUUGCAUCAUGCACAAAAAUGGAUGUGGUAAUGUUAUCUGAUAGAUAUGUGUCAAUAGUUAUGGAAAGUAUUGGAUCAAACAACUUACCAAAUAAGGUUUCCCUUGUAUUAAUUUUUAAGGAAAAAACUGGUAGAGAUGAUUUCUUGACUCAAUGGAAAAAUGAAUGA
Messenger RNA from Naegleria lovaniensis, 1341 nucleotides. RefSeq lists its product as uncharacterized. The record is from RefSeq and is a predicted model, not a curated record. Lineage: Eukaryota; Heterolobosea; Eutetramitea; Acrasida; Naegleriidae. Bases 1 to 1341 code for a protein of 446 amino acids. The transcript has a single exon.